Morchella importuna is the source of this 483-nucleotide messenger RNA. RefSeq lists its product as uncharacterized. The record is from RefSeq and is a predicted model, not a curated record. Bases 1 to 483 code for a protein of 160 amino acids. Gene Ontology annotation, molecular function: proton-transporting ATPase activity, rotational mechanism. The transcript has 5 exons. Gene Ontology annotation, cellular component: proton-transporting V-type ATPase, V0 domain. Gene Ontology annotation, biological process: proton transmembrane transport. Lineage: Eukaryota; Fungi; Ascomycota; Pezizomycetes; Pezizales; Morchellaceae.
AUGUCGUCGUCAGAGGUAAACCCUCCCUACGCGCCCUUCUUUGGGUUUGCCGGAAUUGCCUCCGCAAUGAUCUUCUCGUCCAUGGGCGCCGCAUACGGCACCGCAAAGGCCGGUGUCGCCAUCGCCGGAGUCGGCACCUUCAAGCCCGAACUCAUCAUGAAGUCCCUCAUCAGCGUCAUCAUGUCCGGCAUCAUCGCCGUCUACGGCCUCGUCAUCGCCGUCCUCAUCGCGGGCGACCUGGGCCCCAAGAACUCAUAUUCGCUCUUCAGCGGGUUCGCGCACCUGGGCGCUGGCCUGUCGGUUGGGCUGGCCGGUCUGGCGGCCGGCUAUGCGAUCGGGAUUGUGGGCAACGCUGGCAGUCGCGCGUUCAUGAGCCAGGGGAAGGUGUUUGUGGGCAUGGUGCUGAUCUUGAUCUUUGCGGAGGUGCUGGGGCUGUAUGGGUUGAUUGUGGCGUUGAUUUUGAACACCAAGACGAACGGCUAA